AUGGUAUCACAACGAUUUUAUUUUAUUCUUAUUCUAAUGUUGGUUAUUCUACCUGUUUAUAGUAUUCAUUAUGCAGGAACAUUAACUGGACGUGAAUGUUUAGCUUAUUAUGCAUCGACUGAUAUUUAUAAAAAUCUUCAAGCUUUAUUUAGUUGUCCUAAAAAAUGGUUAAUGAAAGCAAAAAAGAAACAUCUCAUAUAG
Molecule: messenger RNA, 201 nt
Organism: Rotaria sp. Silwood1
Lineage: Eukaryota; Metazoa; Rotifera; Eurotatoria; Philodinida; Philodinidae
Source: the annotation of a GenBank genome assembly